Vicia villosa (hairy vetch) is the source of this 1384-nucleotide messenger RNA. RefSeq lists its product as uncharacterized. Lineage: Eukaryota; Viridiplantae; Streptophyta; Magnoliopsida; Fabales; Fabaceae. The record is from RefSeq and is a predicted model, not a curated record. Gene Ontology annotation, molecular function: phosphoglycerate dehydrogenase activity; NAD binding. The transcript is spliced from 10 exons. The coding region runs from base 33 to 1136 and encodes 367 amino acids.
CUUCUAUUUACAAAACACUAUAGAUUAACACUAUGACAAGAGAGAGAGUGUGGUCGUUGGUGAGGAGGAGCAAAUCUUUGCUUGCACAAAAUCUGCGCCUUUUCUCGACCAAACCUCAGGAUCCGAGGAAAAAUCUGAUGGAGAAAAAUGAGAAAAAAAUGACUCGUGUUUUGUUUUGUGGAUAUCAUUUCCCAGCUUCUAAUCAAUAUACAGCUGAAUAUUUGCAGAAUCAUUCAUCUAUAAAGGUUGAUGUUCUACCUUUGGAAGAAGUGCCACAUGCUAUUGGCAACUAUCAUGCUUGCGUCGUAAAAAGUAUGAAGCUAGAUUCAAACAUAAUUUCACGAGCAGUUCAGAUGCAACUUAUAAUGCAGUACGGUGUUGGGCUUGAAGGCGUUGAUAUCGAUGCUGCAACAAAGCAUGGAAUCAAAGUUGCUAGGAUUCCUGGUGAUGUAACUGGAAAUUCAGCUUCGUGCGCGGAAAUGGCCAUAUAUCUAAUGUUGGGCCUCCUCCGUAAGCAAAAUGAACUGCAGAUUUCCAUACAACAAAGAAAGCUUGGAGAGCCUAUCACCGAUACUAUAUUUGGGAAAACGAUAUUCAUUUUGGGCUUCGGGAACAUUGGAAUGGAUUUAGCACGGCGAUUGAAACCAUUUGGUGUAAAAGUUAUUGCUACAAAACGAAGCUGGGCUUCAUCUAGCGAAAUCAGAAAUGAUGUUGAUGAUCUUGUUGAUGAGAAGGGUACUUCUAAAGAUAUCUAUGAUUUUGCGAGGAAAGCUGACAUUGUUGUUUGCUGCUUAAUCUUAAACAGUGAAACGGCUGGUAUUAUAAACAAUAACUUCAUAUCAUCUAUGAAAAAGGGUGCCCUUCUGGUGAAUGUUGCUAGAGGUCGUCUUUUAGACUAUGAGGCUGUGGUCGAACACCUUGAAUCCGGACACUUAGGAGGGUUAGGCACCGAUGUUGCAUGGGCGGAGCCAUUUGAUCCUGACGAUCGGAUAUUGAAAUUUAAGAACGUUAUCAUGACUCCUCAUAUUGCUGGCGUUACAGAGCAUUCAUAUAGAUCAAUGGCUAAGGUUGUUGGUGAUGUGGUUCUUCAACUUCAUGAUGGGCUUCCUUUGACUGGGAUUGAGUUAGUCAAUUGAAUUAUAGCAUAAAGUUCAUGAACUUUAUCAUUUUUAAUGUUGCAGAAACACUUAGCUUUAUUAUAUAUAUAGAAUUGAGAUGAGACAAUGGUUGUGUAUUAAACAUUUUUUAUCUCUAUUAGUGUAGUCUCUAUAGCACGAAAAUCUCUAAUAAAAGACGUGUCUGAUGACUAAUGACUAACACUGUCAUGCAUCCACCUUCAAUUAAUUCACAUCUCUAAUAAAAGACGUGUUUGUUGUGUCUGAUG